This is a messenger RNA of Colletotrichum orchidophilum, 1086 nucleotides long. RefSeq lists its product as uncharacterized. Lineage: Eukaryota; Fungi; Ascomycota; Sordariomycetes; Glomerellales; Glomerellaceae. The record is from RefSeq and is a predicted model, not a curated record. The coding region runs from base 1 to 1086 and encodes 361 amino acids. The transcript has a single exon.
AUGUCCUCACUCUUACCCGGACACCUUCUUCUCCUGGUAGCAGAGCAUGCAGACUUUGCCCAGAUCCAAGCUCUCCGAGCCACCUGCAAGAGCAACCGCGCUCUACUGGACAGCUACCAACACACUGUAACCAAGGUCAACGCCGCCCGUUAUCCCUACGCACCAUGCAACCACAUCCUCGCCUCCGAUACCCGCGAGCGAGAGGUGCUACCGAAGGACACUUUCGAAAUCAUCAAGGAACUUGAGACUCGGCAUCAACACAUUGAGGAGAUUAUUCACGGCGCAUACUUAGCCUUCUGGGAAGAGUACGGACUCCAGGACAUGUCAAAGGCGAACACUAUCCGGUCGAACCUGAAGAGAGCCCUUUGGCAAUGUUCCGCAAUCGCAGACUUGGAGACACAUUCAAUAUGGUACAGGGACGACAUUAUCCCCUGCCGCGACCCCUGUAUCAGGUCUCUGAUUCAUCAAGAGAUUAUACUCCACGAUGCUCCGCCCCCUGAUGGCUGGCAUCUGGCCCUUCAAGAGGUCCACGAGUCCAACCGCCAGGAUGUGCGCUUCCGCCAGAUCAAUCACGUCCGCAGUCUACCUGUCGAAGAGCUCGCAGGCAUAGUAGUCCUCGCGCAUCUCGCUAGUCAAGGGUAUCGGAGGUACAGGGCACCAACGACCGGCGGGAUGGGGAGGCCAGAAAUCAUCGAGAUGGGCGUCUGUAUGGCGGAGAACACUAUCCGGCACGGUGUCUUCUUCCUCUACUCCAAGGUGCGGGGCGACGACGACGGGAAGCACCACGCAAGGCUGCUCCUGGACGAUACCUACGACGAGAUGCGCCGCUGGGAGGCGGGAGACCCUAGUGUGCUUCCGGGGCUGACGAUGAGCGUCGCGUCAACCUUUAACGAGAAGAUUGGGUGCGAGCACCGACAUAUGUUGGACGCUGCGUGUACCCUGAUGAGAGGGGAUGUCUGGCGUCCGGCAGACGAGAAGAAGGGCGAGAUCGAGGUCGAGCUUGAGGCUGAACAGGAGAAGCCUACUGGGCAGGUCGAGCAGGAUAUUUCUGCAGCACAGGGAGGAGGCGAGGAGCAAAUUUCAUAA